AUGGAGUUUCGAGCCAGACCACGUCUGGCGGCAGCUCAAGGUGUUGCACGGCCAGCACAAUCAGCGUCACCACCGUAUUCCAGCUCAGCUCCCUCCAACACGUCGUCGUCGCAGGUCAAUCUCACUUCGCUCUUUUGCUUUCUGCUAGCGUUUCGCGUCAGCAACGCUCUGGCAACUCGAACAUUCUUUCAGCCUGAUGAGCACUAUCAGACCACCGAGAUCGCACAUCGUCUCGUCUUUGGCUAUGGCUUCAAGACCUGGGAGUGGGUCUCGGCCUACGCGGUUGACGCACCCUCGAACACAUCGUAUCUGACAGCUGCAGUGCAGAACUUGUUCAACGGUCCCGUUCGAUCCAUCUUGCAUCCGUUACUAUUUGUACCCGGCUAUGCUUUGCUCAAGUCUACGGGGCUGGACAAGUCGUAUCUACUCGUCCUGUUCCCUCGUCUGCAACAAGCGAUCGUCGCUGCCAUUGGUGAUUUUUAUACGUUUCGCCUAGCACAUCGCAUCGGUGGUCCCGCACUUGGCUGGCUUGCAAUGCUCGUUGGUACAUGCAAUCUGUACGCGCUGUUUACGGCGACAAGAACCUUCAGCAACUCUACCGAGGCAGCAGUCACUGCAGCGGCUCUGUUCUAUUGGCCCUUCGUACCGUUCUACUCUCUCCGCUUCGAUGUCGCUACCUUUUCCAGCGCGGAAGAACGGUCAAUGUUGAUGCAGCUUCAGGGUCCCGCGUGCGUCUGGCAUCAGAUGCGUCCGCAGCAGAAGCGGUCGCAAGAAGACUUGGACUUGGACAUCAAGCAGAUUUCUAGGAUCAUCUACGAUCGCACGCUGCGAAAGAGCGUCAUGCUCGCUGCAUUUGCUUGCCUCUUGCGCCCGACAAAUGGCAUGCUGUGGAUGUACUUGACUGCAGAGCUUUUCGUUCGACAGGUGCGUUCUCUUCGAUCGAACACGUCGGACCGCAGUGCUGAAGAUCAGCAAGGCUCAGUGCUGCCUCUUCUCGAACUUGUCGGCGAGGCGAGCAGCUUUGUUGCCACCCUCGCAAUCAUUGGAUUCGCAUCGGUCGGUUUGGCGCUCAUUGUGGACACUACUUAUGACUAUUUGGCCAACCAAGUUGGUGAGAGUGCAAGGAUACUACCUGCGCUCAGCCUUGUCUCCUUCGUACACAAGAACGUGGUUGCCAACCUGAGCAUUUUUUACGGUACGAAUCCUUGCCAUUGGUAUAUCAGUCAAGGUCUACCUGUGCUGUGUACCAUCUGGCUUCCAGCCACGCUGUUCGGACUGCUCAAAGCAUUUCAAGAGCGCAACCAAGCACUUGCGGCUGAUGCUAAGCGGUCAUUGGCGAGGCUUGUAUGUGUGACGGUGGCCGUCUACUCUUUGCUAGGACACAAAGAAUUUAGGUUCCUGCAACCGCUUCUUCCAGCCCUCACCAUACUUGCUGCCACAGGCCUGGAAUCGUCGUACGCCAAAAGAAGAUCUCGCAAAGCCGUUCCAAUGCUAACCGAUCAUCAAGAUGGCCCACUCAAGCAUAUGUGGCGAGCUCUGAACUUGCUCCCUUUUUGGCUUCGAGCUGUUCUGCUGACGUUACAACCCAUAGCAGCCGUUUACUUGACCACAAUCCACGCUGUCGGUCAGGAGCAGGUCCCCUUUGAGCUCGGCAGGAUGUUUCGGCAGCAACAGCUCACAUCCGAGUCAUCUGCGAAUCAAGUCGAGUUUGGCUCUGGCUUCGGUCGCAUCCACAACCUGGGCUUCCUCAUGCCAUGCCACUCAACACCAUGGGCGACGCAUCUGCACGACAAGCAACUCGUCGAUCGAAGCUGGUUCAUCCAGUGUCCACCUCCCCCAUCGAGAUCGCUGAUGACCCGUGAGCAGCAGACGGUCGAGUAUUGGGAUCAGAGCGACUUUUUCUACCACGACCCCAUCAAGUAUCUCGUCGAUCGGUUUCCGUACAAUGUCAACACCGACUAUCCAGCGUCUCCCAAGUCACAGCAGCAAGGAGGGGGUCAUCCAUGGGACAAAGGUUGGCGCCAUUCGUGGCCUAGUCACUUGGUGGUGUUUGAAAGUCUGCUCAAGGAGGGAACGAGAAAACCAGGGCAUACGAGGACGCUCAAGAAUCUGUUGAGCUUGAAAGGAUAUAGGGAGGUAGCCAGGUAUUGGAACACGCCCAAACACGAAGAUCCAAGAAGAGAUGGUGAUAUUGUUGUGUUGGCAUACAAAGGGCCCAAGUCGCAUCGCUAA
Molecule: messenger RNA, 2232 nt
Organism: Mycosarcoma maydis (corn smut)
Lineage: Eukaryota; Fungi; Basidiomycota; Ustilaginomycetes; Ustilaginales
Exons: 1
Coding region: 1-2232 (743 amino acids)
Biological process (GO): GPI anchor biosynthetic process
Cellular component (GO): endoplasmic reticulum membrane
Molecular function (GO): alpha-1,2-mannosyltransferase activity
Source: RefSeq, a predicted model, not a curated record